AUGAUCGUCUCUGCAAGCGGUGGCUCACUGCACGGCACGUGGUCAAGCGAGAACGCUAUCGCGUCCGACCGCCGCUUGAAACGCGACAUCAAGCCGCUAAAGCGCACGCUGCGCGAUGUCCAGAAAGAUCCAGAGCAGGGCAUGUCCCCCAUGCCGCUGGGUGUCCCGAAAAGCUUGACCACCUCUCCGAAGGAGAGCAUGGAAGCAGGGCCCCUUUGGACGCUUCGGCAGCUGCGCCCUGUCUCCUACUACUUCAAGAAGGGUAGCGAGUCCAAGUACAUGCGGUUCGGCUUCAUAGCCGACGACCUUGAGUCCGUCGUGCCCCAAGUUGUGCGAACAACUCGUGGUGAGUCCUUCGACGAUCAAAAAGGUGUCAUGUACCAGGACCUCAUUGCCCUGCUGACUGCAGCAGCGCAAGGUCAGCAGCAGAUCGUGGAGCAGCAGCAAGACCGCAUGGAUAGACUCCUUGCAGACUUCGCAUCGCUGAAGAACGAGCUGCACACCUUGAAGCAGGAGGAUCUGGACUUGCCGCGGGUCGACCUGCGUGGAAGGAAGAAGAAGAAAGGUGGAAAAGGCCAAUUGAAGGUAAAGACCGCAGAGGCAGACACCUCUGCGGCUCCGAAUACCACAAAUGCGACCAACGCCACCAACACCACGCA
This is a messenger RNA of Symbiodinium pilosum, 659 nucleotides long. The record is from the annotation of a GenBank genome assembly. Lineage: Eukaryota; Dinophyceae; Suessiales; Symbiodiniaceae.